Molecule: messenger RNA, 690 nt
Organism: Columba livia (rock pigeon)
Lineage: Eukaryota; Metazoa; Chordata; Aves; Columbiformes; Columbidae
Product: unconventional myosin-XVB-like
Exons: 4
Coding region: 89-562 (157 amino acids)
Cellular component (GO): myosin complex
Molecular function (GO): ATP binding; cytoskeletal motor activity
Source: RefSeq, a predicted model, not a curated record
AGCCUCACCUUGCUGACCUCAGAGUUCCAUUGUCCCUGCUCACUGAGUGUAUUCUAUAGGGUUUUGGAACUGGAUAUGGGUCAACUCUAUGAACUGUGUCCCCUGUCAGGCCCACGGUGAGAGGAACUACCACGUGUUUUAUGAGCUACUGGCUGGGCUCCCUGCAGAGCAGAAAGAGAAGAUGUACUUGCAAGAAGCAGAGUCUUACUUCUACCUGAAUCAGGGCAGAGCGUGUGACAUCCUGGGGAAGGAGGACAGGCAGGACUUUCUGGACUUGGUGCAAGCUCUGGAGGGAAUCAGCCUCUCGGACGACCAGCUGACCUCCACCUGGGCUGUCCUGGCUGCCGUUCUGCAGCUGGGGAACAUCUGCUUUACCUCCUCCGAGAAGGAGUCCUAUGAACCUGCGGCUGUCGCCAGUGACACUGAGAUUCAGAUUGUGGCCAAUCUGUUGCGUGUCUCAGCAGAUCUCCUGCGAAGUGUUAUCACCCACCGUGUCACUGUGACAUCUUAUGACCACAUCUUCACCCCUCUGUCUGUAGAAGGAGCCAUCAAUGCCAGGUGAUUCUGCUGGUGUUUGGGUUGGUGAGAUGCACCCAAGGGUGCUGUCUUUGCAGUAGCUGGUUUUACUCCUCUCUCCUACUCAGGGACUCCAUUGCCAAGACCCUGUAUUACCUGCUCUUUGAGUGGCUG